Nomia melanderi (Alkali bee) is the source of this 5799-nucleotide messenger RNA. RefSeq names its product WD repeat-containing protein 48. Gene Ontology annotation, biological process: double-strand break repair via homologous recombination. NCBI's taxonomy places the organism in Eukaryota, Metazoa, Arthropoda, Insecta, Hymenoptera, Halictidae. The record is from RefSeq and is a predicted model, not a curated record. Gene Ontology annotation, molecular function: ubiquitin binding.
UGCAUCUCGUCCGGCUAUUGGUCGCAGGCGUCAGCUAUAGAACUAUUGAAACACCGACUUUCCAAAUCCGUAGAUUUGCAUUUAAUUCGCGGUUGUCGCCGCGCGUUUCACCGCAGGAAUCGUAGUCGGCUCGUGAUAAGGUGAUACGCCGGCGAAAAGUAGUCACGGUGUACCGACGUAACGCCACGCGACGAUAUAUCCCGGCAUUCUAUUUGCAAUCACAACAAUGGAGUCGAAAGGUUGUCGGACGCUCGAGAAACGUGAUGUAACGUUAUACGUGUAACGUGUUCUCGAGCGUAUUGACACCGGCAUUGGAACAGCACCGAUUGUCCGUAGCUCGCUCGUCAUGAACGUGAACGAACAACCGCCAUCGGAAAUCGCUUGACAGCUGUUCAACGUUCGACCGUGAUGCGCGCUGACUUAUUUUUCCCGAGCAUAAGAAACGCAGCCGUACGCGGUCGCGCGAGCUCUUGCAAGUGAUCUACGAUGAAACUGAUGUAUGGUCGCGACGCGUCGCAACGUGGAUCCGCCGCAGCAUAAUCGUGCAACCUGAAUGUUUUCCUCGGUUAUCAUUGCGCUCGAGGAACAGUUCGCGGUGUAAUGGCAGCUCAUAAGACGGGCGGGCAGAGCGCCCGAAAGAAAGUCCAGGUGUCCAUGGUUAUAAGAGAUGAAGUGGAAAAGAGGCACAGAGCUGGUGUCAACUCCUUACAAUAUGACCCAGCUUUACACAGGCUUUAUUCUGCAGGUAGAGAUAGUAUUAUAAGGAUAUGGAAUUGCAAAAAUAUGAAGGACCCUUACAUUCAGUCCAUGGAACAUCAUACAGAUUGGGUCAAUGAUAUAGUAUUAUGUUGUGGUGGUAAAAAUCUGAUAUCAGCUAGUUCUGAUACAACAGUAAAAGUAUGGAAUGCACACAAAGGUUUCUGCAUGUCCACAUUGAGGACACACAAGGACUAUGUGAAAGCUCUAGCAUAUGCUAAAGAUAGAGAACAAGUUGCUAGUGCAGGUUUAGAUAAAUUGAUCUUCCUGUGGGAUGUUAACACAUUAACUGCCCUUACAGCUAGCAACAACACAGUAACAACAUCUUCCCUUAGUGGGAACAAGGAUUCAAUAUAUAGUCUUGCCAUGAAUCAGACUGGAACAAUUAUAGUAAGCGGUAGCACAGAAAAAGUUUUAAGAGUGUGGGAUCCAAGGCACUGUACUAAACUAAUGAAACUUCGUGGACACACCGAUAAUAUUAAAGCUUUAGUAUUAAAUAGAGAUGGCAGUGAAUGUUUGUCUGCUAGUUCCGAUGGAACUAUUAAACUUUGGUCAUUAGGACAACAAAGGUGUAUUCAAACGUUUAGAGUACAUACGGAGGGCGUUUGGGCGUUAUUGGCAACAGAAACCUUCAGCCAUGUGAUAUCAGGGGGUAGAGAUAAAAGAGUUGUAAUGACUGAAUUAAGUUAUCCUGAAAGGUAUACUGUUAUAUGCGAAGAAGAGGCACCUAUAUUAAAAAUGGUUAUGAUGCCUGAUCAGUCUAGCAUCUGGGUAGCAACUAGCGAAUCUACUAUAAAUAAUUGGUCUAUAAGCCCAAAAGAUUGGCAAGACUCAGGAAUUGGUGAUUACUGUGACUCUGCUACCGGAGUGACUUCAAACGUUUUGCGAAACACGGAACCUGCACAAAGAAUAUUAGGUGGACCUGCAAUAAGGCACUGUCAUGUUUUAAACGAUCGAAGACACGUACUGACUAAAGAUACGGAAGAGAAUGUAGCCUUGUAUGAUGUAUUAAAAGCGUGCAAGGUGGAAGAUUUGGGAAAGGUGGACUUUGAACAGGAAAUAAAGAAAAGAAAUAAAAUGGUGUAUGUUCCAAAUUGGUUCAAUGUAGAUCUUAAAACAGGAAUGUUGACCAUUCAUUUGGGUCAAGACGAGAACGAUUGUUUUUCUGCAUGGGUCUCUGCAAAGGAAACUGGUCUCGCUGAAAAUGAUGCUGUCGAUCAAAAAGUUAAUUAUGGAAAUCUUUUGCUGCAAGCUUUACUGGAGCAUUGGUGGCGGCCGUUGCAUGCCGACGAUGAAAAUGAAGGUAGCGGUAAUGACGGUAAUGGUCCUAUACAUACAAGAGGAGGAAACCCAUACUUUUCAGUACCUAGUCAUACACCUCUUAUAUUUAGUGAAGUGGGAGGAAAAACUUUGUACAGAUUAUUAGUUAGAGAUGCUUCAGGAGAAACAGAAGGAGGUUUAUUAAAUGAAACUGUACCAGCAUGGGUAGUGAAUAUCGUUGUGGAUAAGAAUCUUCCACAAUUUAUUAAAAUACCUUUCUACCUUCUUCCACAUGCCACAUCUGGUGUAAAGAGUCUGAAGAAGGAUCGUUUAAUUGCAAAUGAUUUUAUACAAAUUCGUAAGGUGGCAGAACAUGUUUGUGACAAGGUGCUUGGUGCUGGAAGUGAUUCAGGGUCAGUAGCAGGUGCUGGAAAUACAGUUUCCGGGGGUUCCCCAGCAGGGGAUAGAACAAAUACAGACUCAAACGCUGAUAAUUCUUCGCUGGCCGAAGAAAAAGUUGAAAUUCUUUGCAACGAUCAGGUUCUGGAUCUUUCUAUGGAUUUAAGAACGGUCAGACAUUUGAUUUGGAAGAGUUCAGCAGACUUAACGUUUCAUUACCGGCCUGUCAAAUAGUUAGGACUGAGUACAUCAGAACAGGGAUCUCUAAAGUGUGCCUGGUUUUUUACUAUGGUAAGAGUAACAGGAGACAUGUGGACUAGUUGCAGAGUGUGGCAUCUCACGCUACCUCCUCUUUAUGAAAUGUUUAAUCGAUUUUCAAUGGAUGUUUCGUUGGACACCGCAGCGGAAGAUGAGUAAAAACCAGGCAACAUACGGAGUACUUGAUACUGCAUGCGCUCAAAGGCAAUAAUGUGUGGAAGUAUUAGCAUGAAUUGCUCAUGUUUGUAUAUUUAUAUCCUGAGGCCAAACUCAUCCCUGAAAUACGGUGAAACGCUGAUUUCAGUUAGGUCUGCUUUUAGAGAUAUAAUAUGUUUUUUGUACCUGGGUGUAUAGUAUUAAAUGCUUAUAUCGUCAGCCAUUUAUCGUCUUCCCAUUUCAAAAGUAUCAGUGAGAAGGUUAAGCACAAAAAUAAGGGACAGACCGUAUGGCCCAGGAAAUUCUUGAUUCUGUUUAGUUAAAAUGCCAUCAUGUUCACGCGAUGCCUCUCAAAUCUUUCUGUAUUACUAUCACGUAGACGUAUCUCAUAAUUUAUAACUAGUAAGAUUUCAUUUUUCGUUUAAAAUAAAAGAAAGAGAAACCGGUUAUGUAUUUAUUAAACGAAUGAAACGAAUGUUUGUCAAUAGUACUCCACACGCCUGCCUUGUUAUCGUAAAGAAAAAAGCAAACUAUUAUGGGAAGAAGAAAAUGUCAAUUUACUAUUAAUCAAAUUACAUUUGAACAGCCAAAUUAACAGUUCAAUAUUUCCUGUCAAUAACAUAGGAAAAAUAACAUAUAUAUAUAUACAUACAUAAAUAUAUAUCUGUCUUCGUUAUGAUAUGGUCAAAUUCUGUCUGUAGUGGAACUUCCAUUAAUUAAAUUUGUAUUUACAAAAUAUAUAACGAUGUUUCAUAAGAGAGGAAAAAUAUAAGUAUGAUAUAGUUGUCGGAUAAAACAGAUAUAGCUACAUCGACAGAAUUUGACCUUAGGAGACAAUCUCUAACAGAUAAAAGAGAACAGAAGAAGAGUAUGUAGUUGAUCUUACGUUAAAAAUGUUCACUCUACUAGAAUCCCACAAAUUGUAUAUAAGAAUGCGAGUGUAAGUAAUGUUCCCUAAUUACGGUGAUGGGCUGUAUAAAUAAAAUUGAGUGAAAUAUUGUAUCGAAAACUAGAGCUUUUACACCAAUUCUACGAAAUUGGGAUAAAUGCUUGACUUUUCUAUUUAAAAAAAAAGAGAGAAAGUGAAAACGUAGUAGAAGAAGAAGAAGAAGAAGGAAAAGAAGAAGAAAAAGAAGAAGAAGAAGAAGAGGAGGAGGAGGAGGAGAAGGAGGAUAUACUGUUCUUUAUUGAUACGGCCCUAAAUGUUAUAAUUUUUGUGUUAUCAGAAUGACAUAGAAGCAAAUUUUUAAAAAAAUCUAGAGAUUAUUCCAUUGUUACAUUAUAAUAUGCUGCGUAUCGUAAAUCUAUCUUUUUAUUCAGCUUUUGUUAUAGGAAUUUCAUAAUGUAAUGAUAUAAUUUACUGCCGCUUGUUUUUCUUCUUCAGUUAGAGUACACAUUUGUUAAACCUUCGAUUCAGUUCUUCUCUCGAGCCAAUGUCAACGUUGAUUAAGAGAACAUGUGGCUACCAAAAAGAAACUUGUAUAUUUUAUAGUUAAGUUUGAUUAAUAUCUUUAUGUUUGUAAAUUAAGCGUUAUAUGUAUAUUUUUUAUAAAGAGCAAGUGAUUAUUAUCGCAUUUCAUUAGUUCAUUUUAACUGAAAUAUGUAUUUUCUUAAAAAAAUAGAAAAAGAAUGACCCUCGUUAUCGCGACAGGAAAUCAACAUGUGCCUGAUCAUAGAUUAUAAGUUGUAGAGGGCAUUUCAAUUAUGAGCUGAUGUGUACUGGUCCUUUGAAAUAAUAUCAAUUGUAAGUUGUACCGUUGCGAUGCAUAAUCAUAGAAAAUAUUUUCUGGAGAGUAUCCAGCAUUUUCAUUGUAAAUUUAUAAUGUUCGUUCGCAAAUAUUAACCGAGUUUUAUUUUUCUAAUGCCAAACGCAACGCAUGAUUCACGAAUUAAUUAUUGUACCCGAAGCGUUAACGACCGAAUGCGAGAUUACUCGAUUGUUUAUGUAAUUUCCCUUGUUUCCGUGGAGAGAAAAAAGGUCGUUCUGUUUUCAUUGCGAUUUCAGAUUUGAAUCUGUUACUUUGCUUAACUCGAUGGAGAGGUUCGUGACGAUUCCAUUCUAUCGUUUAGCUGUUUCACACAUAGAUAAUAUUACGUUAGUUUUAGAUACAAGACAUGCAUUUCAUACAGUAUUCAUAAAAAUUAUAACUGAGCCUUCCUCACUAAAGAAAUAACAUUGUUCAUUAAUGGAAGUAUUAAUGUAUUACGUUUAAAUGAAAAAGAGAACUCUUGCGACUACUCUUUUAAGGCGUGAGUAUAACUUUAAAUCAAAACUAAUUAUACAUCCCAUCUUUUUAGUAAUGGACAGUGAACUUUUUCAAAGUGAAAGGUUUGUUAGUCCUUGCAUAAAAAAAAGAAACGAUCGCAGAAUGGUGCCAAAUUUUAUACUGAAAGAAACUCUUGCAGUGCACCAAUUCCUUUAAUAGCAAGACUAAGAAGAAUCUGUUUCUGUGAACAUGCUUUUAAUAAUAACUUACUAAAUACUGUAGUUGUAAUAUACUUAUUAUCUAAGGCCACGUAUUAGUAGCAAUUCAAAUUUACAACGAUUAUUUUUUCUGUUUUUUAGAAGAAAAUAUGUAUUUUAGAAAAUAUCGUCUCUUGUCUAGGAAGAUCUGGAUUCGAUAAGGAUAAUUUCUAAUUUAUAAACAUAAUUUGUAAAGUGUAUUAUCACCUCACAGUAGACAAAAUUUUCUACAACUUUUCUACAUACAGCUAAUCAUGAGAUGAUAUUUAUUUAAAAAAUUAAAACAUACUCUGGUUUUAUCUACCUGUAUGCGAGAAAGAAUGCUAUAAAAAAUUAUUUUUCAGUAAUAUUAAUAGAACAGAAGAGUUCAUAUGUAACAUGUUUCAUAUCAUGAAUGAUACCAUAAUGGUUUCUUUGUAAUUAUCAUCUGCUUUCUAUUUUGAAACUGCUGUAUUGUGAAACUACUCCAGAUCAUGUACACUAUUGUGGAAUUAUUAAUAUUUAAA